This is a messenger RNA of Anopheles moucheti, 1388 nucleotides long. RefSeq names its product LHFPL tetraspan subfamily member 3 protein (gene Tmhs). Gene Ontology annotation, biological process: sensory perception of sound. The record is from RefSeq and is a predicted model, not a curated record. The coding region runs from base 82 to 837 and encodes 251 amino acids. NCBI's taxonomy places the organism in Eukaryota, Metazoa, Arthropoda, Insecta, Diptera, Culicidae. The transcript has 6 exons. Gene Ontology annotation, cellular component: plasma membrane.
AGCUCGACAGUGCAAGAGAAAAAACGGGGGAAGAAAAGAUCACUAGCGCAAAACCGAUAUUAGUCUUCCUGGUGCAUCAUCAUGGGAACGAAGAUCGAGUACGUUGACUCGAGUCACAUGUACGCGACAAACUACAUACGCAACUCGAAAGCGAUCGCUGUUCUGUGGGCGAUCUUUAGCAUUUGCUACGCGAUCAUCAGUGUCGUUGCGUUCGUAACACCAGAAUGGGUAGGUGACGCAGAUUCCGACGUUGGUGGACGGCUUGGUUUGUGGCAAGUUUGUCAGAAAGAUGAUCUCACCGAUAGCUGUACCGGGCGCCUGGAGGAACUAUUAGAAAUGCAAUCUAUAGCGUUUCAGGUUGCAACCGUGUUUUGUGGUUUGGCCGUUGCCACUUCUGUGCUGGCGAUCUGCUGCCUACUGCUGAUGGUAUUCAUGAAGUCAACGACCGUGUUUCACAUCUGCGGCUGGAUGCAGAUGCUUUCCGCCCUCUGCAUGGUUAUUGCAUGCGUUUCGUUUCCGUUCGGGUGGAAUUCGGACGAGUUCCGUAAGAUUUGCGGUCCAGAGUCGAACCGAUUCGAAGUAGGGCUGUGCAGCUUGCGCUGGGCCUAUCCAUUGGCGAUUAUCGCUUGCAUCGAUGGAUUCAUUUUGGCCACGCUAUCCUUUAUUCUUGCGACACGACACGUCCGUCUACAACCGGAACCGCAAUACCAAAGCAGUAUGUAUUCAGGAGAAAUCAACAACGCGUACGUUACGGAUGUGGCCAGUAUCGCUGGCUCUCGGAAGUCGCUCAAUCUACAACCCGUGCUGCUGGUGGCACCUCCGCACAUAAUAUUCUGAUAGCGUAAAUGAAACGUUUCCCUUACCGCAACCGGUACGGACACAAUCGAACGAAUAGGCAGAGCCGGUUCCGAGUGAAUGUGUAUGAAACUUCCUCGCAAGUGCAAAUGAUGAACGCUUUCCGAGAUAUGUCCGGCCGGCUGGAAGCGCGAUGUACAGAGUGAUGUGUAGCUUAUGCCAAUUAUGUUUGAUCACUUUCUUGUCCGUAUGAAUGUUUUACGUAAAUUCAACCCUAGUAGGGUGAACGAAUAUUAGCUUUCCGGGUAUGUCAUUGAAGGUGUGUGUGCGCAACAUCCCGAAGAUAUAGGACCUAUUCAGUAAGGAAGGGCUUGAAGUAGGCCAAAACCUUAGGAUAUUACGUUUUAAAAUGAGUAAUAAAUAUUUAUUCAAGCUUUAACGGUACGUUCACAAAAGAGAUUUAUUGUUUCUUUCGAUACAUGCGGAAGUGGAUUAAUGACUUUCCUAGCAAUCUUUCCUACAUUGCAUCUUGCGCUGAAGACUAAAACGAGAGAGAGUAUGCUUCUUAGAACUGAUGUUAGCUUUCAUUUUCC